This is a messenger RNA of Cucumis sativus (cucumber), 1911 nucleotides long. Its product is annotated as uridine 5'-monophosphate synthase. The record is from RefSeq and is a predicted model, not a curated record. NCBI's taxonomy places the organism in Eukaryota, Viridiplantae, Streptophyta, Magnoliopsida, Cucurbitales, Cucurbitaceae. The transcript is spliced from 6 exons. Gene Ontology annotation, biological process: 'de novo' pyrimidine nucleobase biosynthetic process; 'de novo' UMP biosynthetic process. Gene Ontology annotation, molecular function: orotate phosphoribosyltransferase activity; orotidine-5'-phosphate decarboxylase activity. The coding region runs from base 127 to 1569 and encodes 480 amino acids.
ACUAGAAAGUAGCAAGUGGCAAUCCCACAGUAGCCGAAAGCUGAAGCAGCCGAGCUCCAUAAAUUCCCUCCAAAGCUUCUCCACAAGCACUGUCCGCCAUUGAUACACAGUCGAAGCUCCCAGCCAAUGUCAUCAACAUCUGUUUCACCAGCAAUGGAGUCCUUGAUUCUUCAACUUCACGAAAUCUCCGCUGUUAAAUUCGGCAACUUCAAGCUCAAGUCCGGUAUAUACUCUCCAAUAUACAUUGAUCUUCGUGUUAUUGUCUCAUAUCCUUCUCUUCUCUCCCAAAUCUCCAAAACCCUAAUCUCUUCUCUCCCCUCAUCCACCUCCUACGACCUUGUUUGCGGUGUUCCUUACACCGCCCUUCCUAUUGCCACUUGCAUCUCUGUUUCUAACCACGUUCCCAUGGUUAUGCGGCGCAAGGAGAUUAAGGAUUACGGCACUGCUAAAGCCAUCGAGGGUCAUUAUCAGGCUGAUCAAAUAUGUUUGAUUAUUGAGGAUUUGGUGACGAGUGGUGCUUCAGUUUUGGAAACUGCUGCGCCACUUCGAGCGGCGGGACUGAAGGUGAGUGAUGCUGUUGUGUUGCUUGAUAGAGAGCAGGGUGGGCGGGAGAAUUUGGAGGAAAAUGGGAUUAAAUUGCAUUCGAUGAUUAAGUUGAGUGAGAUGGUGAGAAUCUUGAAGGAGAAAGGGAAGGUUGGAGAAGAAAUGGAAGGGGUGGUGGCGAAAUUCUUGGAGGAUAAUCGGAAGGUUGCGGUGCCCAAAAUUGAGAAGCCUGUUAGAGUUAAGGCCAUUUCCUUUCAAGAAAGAGUGAAGAUAGCGAAGAAUCCAAUGGGGAAGAGACUGUUCGAGGUGAUGAUCGAGAAGGAAAGCAAUUUGUGCGUAGCUGCCGAUGUUGGCACCGCUUCAGAGCUGCUCGACAUCGCCGAGAAAAUCGGGCCAGAGAUUUGCUUGCUGAAAACUCAUGUGGAUAUACUGCCAGAUUUCACCCCAGACUUCGGUUCCAAACUUCGCUCGAUUGCUGAGAAAUACAACUUCUUAAUCUUUGAAGAUCGCAAAUUUGCAGACAUUGGAAAUACAGUGACAAUGCAGUAUGAAGGGGGUAUUUUUCAUAUAUUAGACUGGGCUGAUAUAGUCAAUGCUCACAUUAUCUCUGGUCCUGGAAUCGUAGAUGGAUUGAAAUUAAAGGGGCUGCCUCAAGGUAGGGGUCUUUUACUGCUAGCUGAAAUGAGCUCAGCUGGAAAUCUUGCCACGGGAGACUAUACAUCUGCAGCUGUUAAAAUUGCAGAAGAACAUUCGGAUUUCGUCAUUGGCUUCAUUUCGGUUAAUCCAGCAUCCUGGCCAGGUGCGCCUGGAAAUCCAACAUUUAUUCAUGCCACUCCCGGUGUCCAAAUGGUUAAGGGUGGAGACAAUCUUGGACAGCAAUACAAUACCCCAUAUUCUGUUGUAUACGAUAGAGGAAGUGAUAUCAUAAUAGUGGGGCGUGGGAUAAUAAAGGCAGCAAAUCCUGCAGAGGCAGCUCGAGAGUAUCGUUUGCAAGGAUGGAAUGCAUAUUUAUCCAAGACUUCUUAGAAGUUAGAACAGUUUUUCAAUUAAAUUAGCUUUAGUAACAAAAUCCAAUGAAUGCCAGUUUCUCUUCUCUCUUCUGUUUUUCCUUUUUGCUGCUUUUCCCUACAUGCUUUUGCUUGCAGGGAUUUGGAGGAGAUAUCCUAUUUAAGAGAAAGCUCUACUGAGUCAGCUUUCAAAUGAUUGUAAACUUACUUCCAGUUUAGGAAUAAGAAGAAAAAAUAAUAAGUUUAAGGUUUUUCACUUACAACACCUAUGAAUGAGCAUUGUUAUGUGACUAUCUUUCUAUGUAGCCUUUUGGGUUAAUCAUGACAAUGAAAAUAGUUUAGCAGAUUUCUCUUUUACCCA